Molecule: messenger RNA, 702 nt
Organism: Leucoraja erinaceus (little skate)
Lineage: Eukaryota; Metazoa; Chordata; Chondrichthyes; Rajiformes; Rajidae
Gene: mrpl2
Product: mitochondrial ribosomal protein L2
Biological process (GO): cytoplasmic translation
Cellular component (GO): ribosome
Molecular function (GO): structural constituent of ribosome; RNA binding
Source: RefSeq, a predicted model, not a curated record
GGGCGGGACCACACUGGGAGGGUGCGGGUGUGCGGCAUCGGCGGCGGACACAAGCAGCGCUACCGCAUGAUCGACUUCCAGCGGCUGCGCUUCCAGCCCGGCGCCCAGGGUCAGGGCUUCGAGGAGAAGGUGCUGGAGGUUCGCUACGACCCCUGCAGGUCGGCGGACAUCGCCCUGCUGGCCGGCGGGACCCGCAAGCGUUGGAUCAUUGCCACGGAGAACAUGCAGACCGGCCAGGUGCUGAAGACCUCGGGCCACAUCGGCAGAAUGGCCGUGUCGGCCCGGGAGGGGGAUGCCCACCCCCUGGGAGCGCUUCCCGUGGGAACGCUGGUCAACAGCCUGGAGGUGCAGCCGGGACGUGGAGCACAGUACAUCCGAGCGGCAGGCACAUGUGGGCUGUUACUAAGGAAGGUGAAUGGUACCGCCAUUGUCCAGCUGCCCUCCAAGCGCCAGGUUCAGGUGCUGGAGUCGUGCGUGGCCACGGUGGGCCGGGUCUCUAACGUUGGCCACAACAAGCGAGUGUUGGGGAAGGCGGGCUGCAACCGCUGGCUGGGCCGGCGGCCGAGCAGUGGCCGGUGGCAGCGGAAGGGGGGUUGGGCAGGGAGGAAGAUCCGGCCCAUCGCCUCCAUGAAGAGCUACGUACAGCGACCCUCACGAGCCCCCGCCGGCUGAGAGGACACAAAAUAAACAGCAUCACAAGGA